Messenger RNA from Medioppia subpectinata, 895 nucleotides. Lineage: Eukaryota; Metazoa; Arthropoda; Arachnida; Sarcoptiformes; Oppiidae. The record is from the annotation of a GenBank genome assembly.
GAAUGCGAAUGUAUGGCAAUGUAUGCAAUGUAUGGCACGACUGAAGGCAUACACAAUGAGAGCAAUGUAUUGGUGUUGUUGUGAUUGGCGUUCAAUUUGAUUGCAAACACUGUUGUCCUAAACACUCAUUACAAUCGCAUUUACGCCACAAUUAACGCCAUUUCACUCAUCAAACAAAUGGAUGGCCAAUCACUUUGGACACCAACGCGACCAUCACUUUAGCUGAUCCGACCAUUAGGUGCACGUAUUUGACACAUAAGUGGUGCCAAAAACACAGAUAUUGUGUUUAGGGAGUGGUUGUGGACUACAAUCGACCGCAACAUUGACCACAACCACAACAAUACCGACAAUAAUGUCUUCGCGAUCGUCGGUCUCGGAGCUGAUUGUGGGCUCGAAGUAUCGUUUGGUCCGUAAGAUCGGUUCCGGCAGUUUUGGGACCAUUUAUUUGGGUAUCAAUACGACGAGUGGCGAAGAGGUGGCCAUCAAACUGGAGAGGACUAAAGCCCGUCACCCGCAGCUGCUCUACGAGUCUAAGCUCUAUCGGCUAUUACAGGGCGGCGUCGGUAUCCCUCGUAUACUAUGGUACGGUCAGGACAAGGAGUACAACGUGUUGGUGAUGGAGCUGUUGGGCAAGAGUCUGGAGGAGCUGUUCAGCGCCUGCGGGCGUCAGUUCACGACGAAGACAGUGCUGAUGAUCGCCGACCAAAUGAUAUCGCGCGUCGAGUUUAUGCACAGCAAGAACUUCAUCCAUAGGGACAUCAAACCCGAUAACUUCCUGAUGGGAAUCCGACCCCAAUGUCAUCGACUCUUUCUCAUUGACUUCGGUCUCUCCAAGAAGUACAGAGACGUGCGGACCCGCGAGCAUGUGAUGUAUAGGGAGGGCAAGAACCUGACC